AUGACGGCCCCGUGUCCUCUAGUGGGACCUGUGGGACCUCACAGCCCAGCACCGUGCGGCUUGAUUGCGCUAGAGAACACCAUUUGUCAGGUCCGCCAAUGGCGUUCUGUUCUCUUCACAGAUGAGAGGAGGUUCACACUGAGCACAUGUGACAGGCCUGAAAGAGUCUGGAGACGCUCCGAUGAACGUUAUGCCGCUGGAACAUCAUCCAGCAGGACCGUCCUGCUGUGCGGAGUUAACGGACAGUUUAUAAACUCCACGGAGUCUCCAGAACAAUUACAACAACUCUCCGACUCCACUUUAAUUUCUGAACAUGAGAGCAACCCGUCUCCUGGUGUCCGCACAGCGCGGAGGAAACGCUUCAUCAGUCAGAGAGACAUGGUGGCCAUCCUGGAUUAUCAUAACCAAGUCAGAGCCAGCGUCUUCCCACCUGCUGCUAACAUGGAGUAUAUGGUGUGGGACAAUGAUUUGGCCAGGACAGCAGAAGCCUGGGCUGCUACCUGUCUGUGGGAACAUGGACCAGCUUAUCUGCUGCAGUUCUAUGGACAGAACCUGUCUGUCAGGACAGGAGGCUAUCAAUCCAUCCUGCAGCUGGUCAAGCCUUGGUAUGAUGAGGUCAAUGACUAUGUGUUCCCUUACCCUCGCUACUGCAACCCUAGCUGCCCCCUGAUCUGCUACGGACCCAUGUGUACACACUACACACAGAUGGUGUGGGCAUCCACUAACAGAGUGGGCUGUGCAGUGCAGACUUGCUACAACAUGUUUGUGUGGGGAGUUGUGUGGAGAGAAGCCACCUUCCUCGUCUGCAACUACUCUCCCAAGGGUAACUGGAUCGGAGAGGCUCCGUACAGAGUUGGCGUUCCUUGUUCAGCCUGUCCGUCCAGCUAUGGAGGCACCUGCAGCAACAACAUGUGCUUUCAAGGUGUCCAGUCCAACUACAUGUACUGGUUCAAGUAA
Molecule: messenger RNA, 957 nt
Organism: Scomber japonicus (chub mackerel)
Lineage: Eukaryota; Metazoa; Chordata; Actinopteri; Scombriformes; Scombridae
Product: peptidase inhibitor 15-like
Exons: 6
Coding region: 1-957 (318 amino acids)
Cellular component (GO): extracellular region
Source: RefSeq, a predicted model, not a curated record